Chara braunii is the source of this 3551-nucleotide messenger RNA. NCBI's taxonomy places the organism in Eukaryota, Viridiplantae, Streptophyta, Charophyceae, Charales, Characeae. The record is from the annotation of a GenBank genome assembly.
UCGCGACAGAUGUCAUGUGAGGAAAGAAGGAUGCCACUGCUCUGGCGCAGGCUUGGCUGCGAAGGUUGAAGUCCCUUUACAUCAAGCUCGCUGACAUCACCGCUUUCGUCACAGAAGCUGCCAUUUCGAACGUUUCUGCGAUGGAGGUGUUCCAGAAGGAUGAGAGUGUCAAGCACAUCUUCUGGAUUCCUUGUGUGGCGCAUGUCAUGCACCUCAUCCUUGAGGACAUCGGCGGCAUUCAGUGGGUGGCGACCCGCAUUGCUCAGGCGCGUUUGGUCACAAAGUUUUUCAAGCGUCAUAGCCACGCUCGCGAAGUUUUGCAAGCUUUCACGACGAUGGCUCUGCUACUUCCCACCGAGACUCGCUUCGGUACGCAUGUGAUUAUGAUGCGACGACUUCUUCUGCUGCAAUCGCAUCUUAUGCAGGUGGUCGUUGAURAUCGAUGGAAGGACACUGUUUGGUCAACGAAGAAGAUUCAAGACGACGCUGCGGAGGUCACAACAUGUGUCGGUUGUCCUCAGUGGUGGGAGGAUAUGAAAGCGUUGUACAAGUUGUUGGAUCCCAUCAUGGACAUGCUGCAGAUGGUGGACAGCGACACAAGGCAGAUUGGCAAGAUUUUGCGUCAGUACGACGGGAUGAUCGUGCGUUGUUUGUCUGCAUGUGCUGCUUUGGAGAAGGACGAGCAGGAUGCGCUGCUUGAAGUGUUUGACAGACGCCGCAUCAUGUUCAAGUCGCCUGCUCAUGUUGCUGCCAUGAUGUUGGACCCCGAGUUUCGAGACCGCACGAUGCCAGAYGACGAGGAGAUGCAGCACGGUUUGAAACUCGCUCUGAUUCAGUUUGGGUACCCGAAAUAUUCGGAUCAGCACAACGAGGUCCUCACUGCCAUUGACAAGUUUCAUUCCAGGGAGCCACCGUUCGACGACGUGGCCAUGGACCGGGCAGCGAGGAGCUAUACCCAUCCAGCAUGUUUCUGGGAGUCGAAGGAGAAGAGGUUACCGCACACGGCCUUCUUCGCUGGCAGGAUACUGCGUGUGUGGGCGACUGCAUCGCCUUGCGGGAGAGCUUGGUCCCGUUGGAGUUUCAUCCACUCUAAAUCUCGUAACAGAUUGGAGGUGACGCGGGCCGAGAAGCUCGUGCGAUGCCAUUGGAACCUUCGGCUCCUCGACAGGCAGGCUAUGUCGGACGAUGCUCCCAGUGACAGGCCACAUCCGUAUGGGAGCUGGGUGCACUACUGGCAGCAGGUGGAGGAGGAGGUGCCCACCGACCAGCGGCUGGUGGCAGACCGAGGAGCCCGUGUGACGGUCACGAAGGAGUUGAUGCAGGCGAGAGUGAGGAUGCGCGCUGUGUCCCGCAUGGGAGCCACUUGUCGCUUGCGGGAGUUUGAAAGGAGGAGGUGUCGUAGCAGCGGUCGCGGAGGUGGUCGUUGGGGCGGUCGUGGGCGAGGCGGGCGUGGAGGUCCUGACGGGAGGCGUAGUGUUGCGAGUCGUGGAAGGGCAGCGGACGAGCUAGUACGCAAGCCUCGACAGCGAUGGGAUGAGGGAGACUUUUUGUACGAGAGCUCGUCCAGCGAUGACGAGGAUUUCUUCGGGACUGGCAGGCCUGCACAGGAUGGCGACAGCGAUUUCGACGACCGUGGGUUUGGCGUGGACGACGACGAUAGCGCCAGUGGCGAUGAUCACGGUGACGGAGGAGACAGGCCACGACCUGCACAUGGUGACACAAUGCGCGACGACGGGGCAGGGGGCGAGCACCGCACAGCAGUAGAUGACGCUCGGGAUGGAGUGGAUGAUGAUGCUCGAGAUGGAGUGGAUGAUGGUUCACGACCUGUCUCGGGCGGUGACCUGAGGCGCUUGAAACGCGGAUCAAGGGAAAAAAACACUAUCGCUUCACGUGUGCGCAAACGUCAUGGUGGGGUUGCUAGCGUUCCACUACCACAAGUCCCCGCAAUUGAGCACAUUCCAGUUUCUGAGGACUCUUUCAGCGAUCACGGCGGCAAGGAGCGGAUCGAGCUGCAUGGCGGGAGCGGUCAUCCACGAGGGAGAGAUCGGUCCUCUCCCGGCAAUGCGGGACGAGGGUUCAGGGCGAGUCUUUCUCGGGCAAGGAAGAAGGCCUCGGCAAGGAAGGCGUCACAUUCAUCCUCACAUAUGCGUUCCCGAGAGAGAGGAUCGGGUGUUGUGCAUCUCGAGGACGGAGAGAUUGCACCUGACGGCGACGCAUUGGAURUUGGAGGGAGGGAUGCAACGACGGCGGAUAUCGUCGGCAGGGAGGGCACAGGGGAUGCAGUAGCAGGUCAGAAGAGACGCGGCAGUGUACUUAUCGUCCACGACGACAACAUGGAUGUCGCCCCGGGAGAGAUCACAGGCACUGAUGAUGCAGGGGACGCCGAUUACAUACCCAGAUCACAGGCGGCGGAUGGAGAUGAUGGAGGAGGGCGACGAGUGAGACCGAGGACACGACUCGGGCCGCAAGGGCAGCGAGCACACGGCACACCAUCGGCGAUGAUUCCUUCCCCCAUAGAUCGGCGAGCUCAGGUGCAGCGUUUGCUGCGCAAAAUGGAGGCCACUCUUCAACAGACACACGGGUUAUCGCUUGCCAGGUACGACGAGAAAGAGGGAGAAUGGCAGAUCGCCACAGAUGUGUCCUUCAGAAUCCCAAGGAUUGAGAGAGGACAAAACGUCGCCAGUAUUCUUCAAGAAAAGGUAACAGAGGGGUACCCACUGGGUGUGUACGAAACAGUUGCCCUGGACGAUGGUCACGAGGACAGAUCCUCCCAAGCUCGCCAGGUGGACCAGCAGGACCAUCAUAUGGACCUAGAGAGACACUCCCCUCACACCUUCUCCCUCCUGAUUGCAAGACUAUCAGAGGAAACCAAGCUGAGUGGGAUGAUGUGGAGACGAUGGAGAACCGCAACAGCGAUUCCAUACAGCAUGCUGGCAGGACCUGACAUUCUAGUGGAACUGUUGGCGGUCUCGGUGGCACACCUCUUGACUUCUGGGAUUCUGAAGGGUGACAGCGAUCUGGACUCGAGGGCGUUCCCCAUAGAUCUGGACAGAUAUUAUAGAAGCGAUUGCUCCAAAAGUGAUAUGGAGGAGUGGCAAGAUGAGGACGAGGGAGUAGGAUCGAAAUCAGCCCUUGUCCUGGGACAGGGAACCGGUAGAAGCGUGGGGGAAUAUAAGCUAGAUGAUUAUGUCACCACGGCGCAACAGGACCCGCCGAGUGAUGCGUCAAAAGAGACGGAUGCAAACGAUCAGGCCCCCUCCUAGGCUGUCUACCACUAUGAUUGUACCCUUGCCUCUUCCCGUAGCCUCAAUGAUGGAGAUUUUUAGAAAGGGGGCAAACGCAAAGGAAGACCAGGUGAACUGGAAGACACAAGGGAUAGUCAUUAGGAGCUGGAACAUUAAUGGUCUCGAAAAUAUUAUCGACAAAGAAGAAAAAAUGAAUGACUUGAUCAAAGGACUUGCCGUUCACACAAAAAAAAUGUCAGAUAUCAUAUUGCUGCAAGAAACUUGUCUCACCUUCUCAGCAAAACACAACAAAAUUUGAGAACUCUU